This is a messenger RNA of Spirodela intermedia, 96 nucleotides long. Lineage: Eukaryota; Viridiplantae; Streptophyta; Magnoliopsida; Alismatales; Araceae. The record is from the annotation of a GenBank genome assembly.
AUGGUUCCUCCGCGAUGUCUCCAGCAAGGAGAAGGUGGAGGAGUUAGCGGACCAAGCAUCCGUCCGAAGAAAGAAAGUAGAACUCACGAAUCAUGA